AUGGAGACGGUACAGCAUCUCCCUACACCACCAGAGACGGUACAGCAUCUCCCUACACCGCCAGAGACGGUACAGCAUCUCCCUACACCGCCAGAGACGGUACAGCGUCUCCCUACACCACCAGAGACGGUACAGCGUCUCCCUACACCGCCAGAGACGGUACAGCAUCUCCCUACACCGCCAGAGACGGUACAGCAUCUCCCUACACCGCCAGAGACGGUACAGCGUCUCCCUACACCGCCAGAGACGGUACAGCGUCUCCCUACACCGCCAGAGACGGUACAGCGUCUCCCUACACCACCAGAGACGGUACAGCGUCUCCCUACACCGCCAGAGACGGUACAGCGUCUCCCUACACCGCCAGAGACGGUACAGCGUCUCCCUACACCACCAGAGACGGUACAGCGUCUCCCUACACCACCAGAGACGGUACAGCGUCUCCCUACACCACCAGAGACGGUACAGCGUCUCCCUACACCGCCAGAGACGGUACAGCGUCUCCCUACACCGCCAGAGACGGUACAGCAUCUCCCUACACCGCCAGAGACGGUACAGCGUCUCCCUACACCGCCAGAGACGGUACAGCGUCUCCCUACACCGCCAGAGACGGUACAGCGUCUCCCUACACCGCCAGAGACGGUACAGUGUCUCCCUACACCGCCAGAGACGGUACAGCGUCUCCCUACACCACCAGAGACGGUACAGCGUCUCCCUACACCACCAGAGACGGUACAGCAUCUCCCUACACCACCAGAGACGGUACAGCGUCUCCCUACACCACCAGAGACGGUACAGCAUCUCCCUACACCACCAGAGACGGUACAGCGUCUCCCUACACCACCAGAGACGGUACAGCGUCUCCCUACACCACCAGAGACGGUACAUCCCGCCCUGGUACCAUCGUACCGUCAAUGA
This is a messenger RNA of Procambarus clarkii (red swamp crayfish), 915 nucleotides long. The record is from RefSeq and is a predicted model, not a curated record. NCBI's taxonomy places the organism in Eukaryota, Metazoa, Arthropoda, Malacostraca, Decapoda, Cambaridae.